AAAAAAAAAAAACAUUUUAUGUGCUUAUUAUACUCCAUUAAGGGAAGUGUAUUACUAUGGCAGAAACUAGCAUCAGACCUUUACUGGAACCUCUCAAAACAAAUGCAGCCACUGAUGAAAGGAUCGAUUUUCUGAGAGAGCAGGUGUUCACAUCCCUUCGUGUGAAAACUGAUAAAUGGAAUCGAUUCAUAGCUGCAGAGGAACACCAGAAACUUUUAAUAGACUUCCUGGAUCAAAAAGAAUAUGAUCAUCUCGUUCUGUUCACCGGCCCAGGAGGAACUCUGUAUGUUGAUGGACAGGUUGUGGUUCCUAUUUUGGCCAACACAAAUAAUCAUGCUGGCUGGCCCCGGGUGGUUUCAGAAGACAUUAGGAAACAUGUUGAAAAAUUAAAAAGCAAAUUUAUCAUGCUGCGAGGCCAGGUGGAAGGAAGGACCCUGCUGCCACUGCCGCUGUGCAUAGAGGGAUCUGAAGAACCGGAUGGUUUUGACAACUCCAGAAUACCACGCAUUGACAGAACACUGCUGUAUUCAAUUGAGACCAUGGUGAUACAGUGGACACACCAAAUCUCUGACGUCUUGAAGAAAGACUCAAGCCAAGCACUUUUAGAAGGGGAAAAUCCUGGGCCUUCUGCUGAGAUAGAGUUCUGGGUAAUACAAAAAGAGAACUUAAUUGGAAUUCAAAAACAGAUACAGAACCCUAAAGUGGUUAAGAUAAUAGAAAUCUUGAAAAAGAUAAAAAGCAGCUACUAUGCAACCUUUAAAGAAAUUAUCUUGAAAGUGGAUGAAGCUGUCUCAGAAGCGCAGGACAUAGAGCUACAUCUUAGACCCUUGAAAAGUCACAUUGCCUACUUUGAAGAAUGUACUUUUACAGGCAUUGAAGUUCUCAUAGCCCCUCUCUUCCACACCCUCUGCCUGAUCUGGAGCCAUUCCAAAUACUGUUGUGUUCCAUCCAGAAUCGUUGUCUUGCUGCAGGAGUUUUGCAAUCUGCUGAUCGAACGGGCCUUUGCAUACCUGAUUCCUGAAGAGCUUUUUAAAAUGGAACUGGAAGAAGGAAUCGAGAAAGUGCAACAAACCAUACAGACAUUGAAAAGCUUUAAGAAAUCUUUCACUCAACACAAAGACAGGAUGAGCCGGUAUUACAGAGGAGGGGAGGAAGUGAAACGUUGGGACUUCCCUUCAAAUCUCGUUUUUGCACGAACUGACAGAAUCCUCGACAGACUGCUGAAGAUUGAGGAGCUAUUUGCAUCAGCUCUUGACUUCCUCAAACUGGAGAAGAUCGAGCUCGGGGGAUCUCGGGGAAAGAUUCUCAGUGAAAUGGUGUACGGCAUGAACGAGGAAUUCCAUGACGGGUGGAGGGUCCUGCGAGAAAGGAAAUACGAUCCGCUGGAUUACCGGAAUCUGGAUUUUCUCUCCGAUUACACACGAUUCAUUGAACAAAACAAGGAUUUUGAUCAGCGACUAGGAACCGUGCUUAACCUCGCAUUUCAAGACUCAAGAGGGCUGGAGUCUGCCUUUAAGCUUUUGCAAAUCUUUGGUACCCUGUUGGAGAGGCCAGCCAUCAACAAACUCUUUGCUCCAAACUACAUUGUCCUACUUAAUAUGUUUGAGACGGAGAUGAGCUGUUGCCGGCAAAUCCUUGACAGUCAAAGAGAAAAACUGCACAAUGGUUGUGCUGUUCUCAGUAAAAAUAUGCCAGCAAUUGCAGGCAACUUGAAAUGGUCCCAGGAGCUGCGUGAAAGGAUCCUGAGCCACCAAAAUAAUUUCAGGCACAUAAGUCACGUAUCUUUAGAGACAAGCGAAGCUGACCUUGUUUUUAAAAAAUGUGAGAACAUUUUGGACCUGCUGGAUCAGCAUGAUGAAGAGGUCUACACUUCAUGGACAGAGAGCCUGGAUGCGCACUGCAACUCCAACCUGAACCAGCCACUGCUGAAGCAAGAUCUGGAGACUGGAUUAUAUGAAACAAACUUUGAUCCUGCUCUUUCUUCUGUGCUUCGUGAAGUGAAGUAUCUAAGGAUGCUGAAACACCACAAUAUACCAGAGAUUGCUCUUCUUUUGUAUUCAAAGAGUGAGACGCUUCACAUGUAUACUGGGACCCUAUAUCUGAUAUCAAAGUGGUACAAUAGACUGCAAAGUACUAUUCUGGAAGUGGAGCUCCAUCUGAUAGACAGUGAAAUGCAAACCAUUGAACAGCAGCUUAAACCUGCACUUGAGGUGCUAACGUGGCAAAAUGAUGACCUGUGGGAAUACAUUCAGCAGACUAGAGAUCUUGUCUGGAGUGUGGACAGCAGAGUUCAGAAAGCCAAGAGCAACGUGGAAGCAAUCCAAGCCUUGAUGCACAGCUUAAAUGACACUCCGUUUGUGACCAGAAAAAACAAUCAAAACGGUCUGCUUAGCUUCAGUGACAAAGACGAGAGGAUGGGCAAGCUUUACAAUAUGAUCCAAGAAACUGGAAAAAAUAUUCAUCAGCUCGUUGAAGAGAAUCAGAAGUUGUUUGGUGCUGAUCCAGGAUCUGCUGAAUGGAGAGCGUACACUGAGUAUAUCGACAGCAUGGUUUUAGAUGGGCUCAUCCACGCUAUCAGAGGCUCUCUCCAAUACUUAAUUGAGAACACUGACACUGCUUUGAACAUCGCCCCUUUAUUUGAGGUGCAGCUGGUACUUAAUGGCAGUGAGAUGACUUUUAAGCCUCCCUUAGACUUUGGAAUACAUGUUAAUGCUUAUGACAUAAUUGACGGGAUGGUAAAAGAUAUCUUUAAGACUGCUUCUUUCAUACGUCGAGUAGCCCAACACAUUGGGACGAACACCUAUCAGGCUGAUAUAGACCAUUUGGCUGAAUUAGCUGAGCUUUCUCAGAUCAUCCUGAGUAGAGUAAAGAGUGUUAUUGUCAAAGUCAAGGAGUUUCAAAACACCUUCAGCAGCUACAGCUACCUGUGGAUGGAUGACAGGAAUGAAUUCAUGCAGCAGUUUAUUUUAUAUGGUCAUGUUCUCAGUACAGAGGAGAUGGAACUGUAUGCAGACUAUGAACUUUCGAAGUGCGCACCACAGCUACAACACUUUAAAGAGCAGAUAAACAUAUUCGAAACCUUAUACAUGAAAGUGAAAAUGUUUGAUGACAAGAAAGUGUUCAACGGUUGGUUCCAAGUAGACAUCAAACCAUUUAAGGUCUCGCUGAUGAAUGUGAUAAAGAAAUGGAGCUGGAUGUUCAAGGAGCACCUGCUGGAUCACGUUAAUGACAGUGUCAACGAACUGGAAAUUUUUAUUCAUGAAACAGAAAAAGGUUUAGCCAAGGAAAUCACAGACGGGGACUAUGGAAGUCUUGUUGAAAUCAUGGGGAACCUCAUGGCUAUCCGCGACAGGCAGAUAACAACAGACGAUCAUUUUAAACCCUUGAAGUCAACUGCUGAUCUGCUCAGAACCUACGGCCAACAACUGCCUGAGCAGUUUUACACCCAGCUUGAGGUACUCCCAGAGAAAUGGAAAACCCUUAAAAAGAUUGCCUUCACAGUAAAGCAUGAAGUAGCUCCUCUGCAGGCCAAUGAAGUGGCUGUUAUCAGGAGGAAAUGUGUUCACUUUGAGAUAAAACAGCAUGAGUUCAGAGAACAAUUUCAAAAUGAAAUCAUCUUCAAGAUUGAUGUACAUAAUCCUUAUAAGCUUAUAGACAAGACUCAUAAGAACGUUGCAAAAAUGGAAACGGAAAUGCAAAAACUCCAGGACACGGCAAAUCUCUUUGAAGUCAGCGUUCCAGAGUAUAAACAACUGAAACAAUGUCGUUCAGACAUCAUUCUACUCAAAUCAGUCUGGGACAUGGUCAUUUUUGUGAAGACUAGUAUUGAGGACUGGACUAAGACACCAUGGAAAGAAAUAAAUGUUGAGCAAAUGGAUAUGGAGUUGAGAAGAUUUGCCAAAGAGAUGAAAACACUUGAUAAAGAAGUUCGAACAUGGGCUGUGUAUGCUGGCCUUGAGUCGACUGUUAAGAAUUUGUUGACUUCACUUCGGGCAGUGAAUGAGUUGCAGAAUCCAGCAGUCAGAGAGAGGCAUUGGCAACAGCUUAUGAAUACGACUGGGGUGAGGUUUGUGAUGAGCGAAACAACCACACUGGGAGAUCUGUUAGCACUGCAGUUACAUCGAGUGGAGGAUGAAGUCAAAAACAUUGUAGACAAAGCAGUGAAGGAAAUGGCAAUUGAAAAGGUGCUGACGGAGAUUAAUCAAACCUGGAGCAUGAUGAACUUUUCCUAUGAAAAACACCACGGCACAAGCACGCCAUUGCUGAAAUCCGAUGAAAAUUUGAUUGAAACUCUGGAAGACAAUCAGGUCCAGCUGCAGAACAUCCUGAUGAGUAAGUAUGUGGAGUACUUCCUGGUGCAGGUGAGCGGCUGGCAGAAGAAGCUGAUGGUGGCAGACCUCGUCAUCUCCAUCUGGAUGGGGGUGCAGAGGACCUGGGCACACUUACAGAGCAUCUUCACCAACUCUGAGGACAUCAGAAAUCAACUGGUGGAGGACGCCAAGAGGUUUGAGGGCAUCAACCUCGACUUCCAGAAUCUAAUGGCUGCAGUUGUUAAAACGAGCAAAGUCAUUGAUGUUACGAAUCAGAUGGGAUUUCUGGAGAAACUGGAAGUACUUCAACAAAGGCUGUCAAUCUGUGAGAAAGCCUUGGCAGAAUACCUGGAGACUAAGAGGCUCACAUUUCCAAGAUUUUAUUUUGUCUCUGCAAUGGAUUUAUUAGAAAUCGUUUCCAAGGGAACACAGCCAAAACAGGUUACAAGGCACUUAUUAAAACUGUUUGAUAACCUGGCAGACCUUAAAUUUAAAGAGAAUGAGGUAGAAGGAGACAAGCAAAGCGCCACUGGCAUGUACAGCAGGGAAGGGGAGUAUGUUCCUUUCUCACAGCCGUGUGUCUGCGAAGGGCAGGCUGAGUGUUGGUUAAGUCAUUUGGAAGAAACCAUGCGAUCCACAGUUCGGAAGGAGAUCAUGGAGGCUGUGGCCGGGUAUGAGGAUAAGCCUCGGGAUCAGUGGCUGUUUGACUACUCUGCCCAGGUGGCCCUCACCGGCAGUCAGAUUUGGUGGGCAACAGAUGUUGGAAUAGCCUUUGAGCGCAUGGAAGAGGGAUUUGAAACAGCUUUGAAGGAUUACAAUCGUAAACAGAUUACCCAGUUGAAUGCCUUGAUAAACAUGCUGCUAGGAGACCUCACCCCCGUUGAUCGUCAGAAGAUCAUGACAAUCUGCACAAUUGAUGUCCAUGCUAGAGACGUCGUAGCCAAGCUCGUAGCACAGAAGGUGACUAAUGGGCAGGCGUUUGCAUGGUUAUCCCAGCUACGGCACAUAUGGGAUGAAAACCAAAGACAUUGUUAUGUCAACAUUUGUGAUGCUAAGUUUCAGUAUUCUUAUGAGUAUCUGGGCAACACGCCUCGACUUGUCAUUACCCCCCUCACUGAUAGGUGUUACAUCACCCUGACCCAGUCGCUACACCUCACAAUGAGCGGGGCUCCCUCGGGUCCCGCUGGCACUGGGAAGACAGAGACCACCAAGGACCUGGGCCGCUCCCUCGGGAUCAUGGUGUACGUGUUCAACUGCUCUGAACAGAUGGAUUACAAGUCCAUUGGAAAUAUCUAUAAAGGGCUCUCCCAGACUGGAGUUUGGGGGUGUUUUGAUGAGUUUAACCGUAUUUCUGUGGAAGUUCUUUCGGUCGUGGCUGUUCAAGUAAAAACUAUUCAAGAUGCCAUCCGGAAUAAGAAACAAAGGUUUUACUUCCUGGGAGAAGCAAUAGAAUUGAAACCUAGUGUUGGCAUCUUCAUAACCCUUAACCCUGGCUAUGCUGGAAGAACGGAACUGCCAGAAAACCUUAAGGCCCUGUUUAGGCCAUGCGCAAUGGUGAUUCCGGAUUUUGAGCUGAUCUGUGAGAUAAUGUUAGUUGCUGAAGGAUUCAUUGACGCUAGACUACUCGCCAGAAAGUUCAUUAGCCUGUACACACUCUGUCGAGAGUUGCUGUCGAAACAGGACCAUUAUGACUGGGGUCUGAGAGCGAUUAAAUCUGUCUUGGUAGUGGCUGGUUCUCUAAAGAGGGGUGACAGAAACAGACCUGAGGACCAGGUUCUGAUGCGUGCCCUAAGGGAUUUUAACCUGCCAAAAAUAGUAACUAACGAUGUGCCCAUCUUCCUGGGUCUGAUAAGCGACCUGUUCCCACUGCUGGAUGUGCUGAGAAAGAGAGACCUGGAUUUAGAACAGAUGGCGCGCCAGUCCAUUGCAGAGCUCCGCCUCCAACCAGAAGAAAACUUCAUACUGAAGGUUUCUCAGCUAGAAGAGCUUUUAGCAGUAAGGCAUUCAGUCUUUAUUGUUGGAAAUGCUGGAGCUGGCAAAAGUCAGAUUUUAAAAACCCUGCAUAGGACGUACACCAACAUGAAGAUCAAGCCAAUAUGGAAUGACAUCAACCCCAAAGCUGUAACAACAGAUGAGCUUUUUGGGUUUCUUCACCCUUCCACAAGGGAAUGGAAGGACGGAUUGUUUUCCUCAACAAUGAGAGAGCUUUCCAGCAUUUCUCAUGAGGGCCCCAAAUGGAUCGUUCUGGAUGGGGACAUUGAUCCUAUGUGGAUAGAGUCACUUAACACUGUAAUGGAUGACAACAAGGUUCUUACACUGGCUAGUAAUGAGCGCAUCUCUUUGACAUCGUCCAUGAGGCUGUUGUUUGAAAUCAGCCACUUGCGGGCAGCUACUCCAGCCACUGUAUCCAGAGCCGGCAUUCUCUAUGUCAAUCCCCAGGACCUGGGUUGGAGUCCGUGUGUAGCCAGCUGGAUUGACACUCGGAACGCUCAGUCAGAAAGAGCAAAUCUGACUAUAUUGUUUGACAAGUAUGUCCCUUACUGCCUGGAGCAAGUAAGAUGUAAUCUAAAAACUAUAACCCCAAUCCCUGAAAACAGCAUGGUGCAGACCUUGUGUUCUUUGCUGGAGUGUCUGCUUACUCCUGAAAACACUCCCCCAGACUCCCCCCGAGAACUCUACGAAACAUAUUUUGUGUUUGCUUGUGUUUGGGCUUUUGGUGGAGCACUCUUCCAGGAUCAACUAAUUGAUUAUCGCUUGGAGUUCAGUCGCUGGUGGUCUAAGGAGAUGAGAGCAGUAAAAUUCCCUUCCCAGGGUACAGUGUUUGAUUAUUUUAUUGACCCUGAUACCAAGAAGUUUGUGCCCUGGGCAGACAAGACUCCUGUCUUUGAACUGGAGCCUGACGUACCUUUACAGACCGUCCUUGUUUAUACAUCAGAGACCAUUUGCCUGAGUUAUUUUGUGGAUUUACUUUUGAACAAAGGGAAGCCGGUCAUGCUCAUUGGGAAUGCUGGUGUUGGGAAGACUAUCCUGGUCUCUGAGAAGGUGUCCAAGCUAUCUGAAGAUUAUAUGGUGGCCAAAGUCCCUUUCAAUUACUAUACCACCUCUGCCAUGUUACAGCGUGUUCUUGAAAAACCUUUAGAAAAGAAAGCUGGACGAAAUUAUGCUCCACCAGGUACAAAAAAACUAAUCUAUUUCAUUGAUGAUCUUAACAUGCCUGAGGUUGAUGCCUAUGGUACUGUCCAGCCCCACACGCUCAUUCGACAGCAUCUGGAUUACUGCCAUUGGUAUGACAGACAGAAGUUAUCUCUGAAGGAAAUACACAAUUGUCAGUAUAUAACCUGCAUGAAUCCUGCAGCUGGUAGUUUUUCAGUAAACCCAAGACUGCAGAGGCAUUUCUCAGUGUUUGCUGUUCAUUUUCCUGGUGUUGAUGCUUUGGCUACAAUCUACAGCAGCAUCCUUAAUGCUCACUUCCAGCAGGGUGUAUUCAGCUAUGGCGUAACCAAAUCAGUCAGUACUCUGAUCCAAGCUGCAAUCUGUCUGCAUCAGAAAAUGACCCAGAAUUUCCUGCCCACAGCGAUUCGAUUCCAUUACAUUUUUAAUUUGAGGGAUUUGUCCAACAUCUUCCAGGGAAUCCUCUUCACUGCUCCAGAAUGUGUCAGAUAUCCCAUCGAUUUAGUUUAUUUAUGGCUUCAUGAAUCCUCCAGAGUUUAUUCUGACAAACUUAUGGAAGAAAAAGACGUUGAGCUUUUCACCAAGAUACUCAUUGAUAUCGGAAAGAGAUACUUUGAGGGCAUUGACGAACAUAUAUUUAUCCACCAGCCCCUCAUUUACUGUCACUUUGCACACGGAGUUGGAGACCCUCGCUACUUCCCAGUGUCUGACUGGGAAAAACUACAUAAAAUAUUAACUGAGGCUUUGGAGCACUACAAUGAACUGCAUGCUGUGAUGAACCUCGUCCUUUUUGAAGAAGCCAUGCAGCAUAUAUGCCGUAUCAGUCGUAUUCUGGAGGCCCCUCAUGGCAAUGCACUUCUGAUUGGGGUUGGAGGCAGUGGGAAGCAGAGUUUAUGCCGUCUCGCCGCAUUUCUCAGUGUGCUUGAAGUCUUUCAGAUAACUCUUCGCAAAGGUUAUGGCAUACAUGAUCUAAAGAGUGACAUUGCUGCUCUUUAUAUGAAAGUUGGGGUGAAGAACAUUGGAACAGUGUUCCUCCAUACAGACGCUCAGAUACCAGAUGAACGCUUUCUAGUGCUAAUUAAUGACAUGCUGGCAUCAGGAGAUGUUCCGGACCUGUUUAGUGAGGAGGAAGCAGACUGUAUCAUUGCCUCUAUUCGGAUGGAGCUGCGUGGACUGGGACUCCUAGACACCAGAGAAAACUGCUGGCAGUUCUUCAUUGACAGGAUUCGUAGACAGCUGAAGGUUGUUCUCUGCUUCUCUCCAGUUGGCUUCACUCUGAGAACGAGAGCAAGGAAGUUCCCAGCGCUGGUGAACUGCACAGCCAUCGACUGGUUUCAUGCUUGGCCUCAAGCAGCACUGGAAUCUGUCAGUAGCACUUUUAUUGAGGAGAUAGAUGGGCUGGAUCCUGAAGUUAAAGCUUCAGUUAGCCUGUUCAUUUCUUAUGCACACACCAGUGUGAAUGAAGUCAAUGUGAAGUACCAGCAGAAUGAAAAGCAUUAUAAUUACACCACACCUAAAAGCUUCUUGGAGCUGUUGAAACUCUAUAAGAACCUGCUGGGUAAAAAGAGGAAAGAGUUAACACAGAAGAUGGAAAGAUUGGAAAAUGGACUACAGAAACUGCAGACCACUGCUUCUCAAGUGGAGGAUUUGAAGGCAAAGCUUGCGAUUCAGGAAGUGGAGCUUCACCAGAGAAACAAAGACAUGGAGGCACUCAUUGCUAAGAUAGGACAGCAGACAGAGCAACUGAACCAAGACAAAGCCAUUGCCGAUGCAGAGGAGCAAAGGGUUGCAGCCAUCCAGGCAGAGGUGACAAAGCAGCAGCAGGAAUCUGAAGAGGACCUUGCGAAGGCCGAGCCAGCCCUAAAUGCUGCCAACGCCGCUCUGAAUACUUUGAAUAGGUUAAACCUUACUGAGCUUAGAACUUUCCCCAACCCCCCUGCUAUUGUAACCAACGUGUCCGCUGCAGUUUUAGUGCUGCUGUCUACUUCUGGAAAGAUCCCGAAAGAUCGAAGCUGGAAGGCAGCCAAAAUAUACAUGAGCAAGGUAGAUGAUUUUUUGCAAGCUCUUAUUCAUUUUGACAAGGAGCACAUCCCUGAAGGUACAGUCAGAGUGGUUAAGGAGGAGUAUCUCCGGGACCCUGAGUUUAACCCUGAGUUUGUGCGGACAAAGUCCUCUGCUGCUGCGGGGCUCUGUGCUUGGGUUAUCAAUAUAAUACGCUUCCACGAGGUGUAUUGUGAAGUGGCUCUCAAACGGCGCGCACUAUCUCAGGCCAACACAGACCUGGCGGGUGCGGCAGAGAAACUGGAGGUCAUUUGGAGAAAGCUUGCAGAACUAGACACAAGCCUGGCUACCUUAACAGCUGCCUUUGAGAAGGCUAUAGCUGAGAAAAUCCGCUGUCAAGACGAAGUGAAUAGAACUAACAAGACCAUUGAGCUGGCCAACAGAUUAGUGAAAGGACUGGAGUCCGAGAAUGUCCGCUGGGUGCACUCUGUUGCUCAGUAUCAUGAACAGGAGCAAACCCUGUGUGGGGAUGUGCUGCUAACUGCAGCUUUUAUAUCCUACGCUGGUUCCUUCUCCAAGAGGUACCGUCAUGAGCUCGUUGAAAACCUCUGGAUGCCCUAUUUGAGGAGCCAAAAGGUCCCUAUUCCAAUGACCGAAGGUCUUGAUCCAGUAUGCAUGCUGACUGAUGACGCUACCAUUGCAAAAUGGAACAAUGAAGGUUUGCCAAGUGACAAAAUGUCCACGCAGAAUGCCACUAUUCUGACUAACUGUGAGCGCUGGCCUCUCCUGAUUGACCCACAGCUCCAGGGGAUUAAGUGGAUAAAGAUCAGAUAUGGCUGUGAUCUGAAAGUCAUCAAUUUGGGUCAAAAAGGGUAUGUAGAUGUCAUUGAGAACGCUGUUGUUUUGGGGGAUCCUGUUUUACUAGAAAAUUUAGAAGAAACGAUUGAUCCAGUAAUUGACCCUCUUUUAGGCAGGCACACCAUUAAGAAAGGAAGAUACAUCAAGGUCGGAGAUAAAGAAUGCAGGUUUCAUCCUGAUUUUCGGUUGAUCCUGCACACUAAGCUUGCUAACCCACACUACAAACCUGAAAUUCAGGCUCAGACUACAUUAAUAAACUUCACUGUAACCAGGGAUGGCUUGGAGGACCAGCUGCUGGCUGAUGUGGUCAAUUUGGAGAGGCCAGAUCUGGAACAUUUAAAGUCAGAGCUCACCAAGCAGCAGAAUUAUUUUAAAAUUGAGCUGAAGCUUCUCGAGGAUGAGUUGUUGACCCGACUUUCAGCGGCUGAGAGCAACUUCUUAGGAGACAACCUUCUGGUAGAGAAACUAGAAACAACGAAGCACACUGCUGCUGAAAUCGAGAUGAAGGUUCUGGAAGCGAAGGUUAAUGAAGUAAAAAUUAAUGAAGCACGUGAGCACUACCGUCCUGUGGCAGCAAGGGCCUCUCUGCUCUACUUCAUAAUGAAUGAUCUCAAUAAAAUCAAUCCAAUGUACCAGUUCUCACUUAAGGCGUUUAAUGUUGUGUUUCACAAGGCUGUGCACCAGGCAGAACCCUCUGAUGAUGUCCGGAGGAGGGUCAAUAACCUCAUCCACUGCAUUACCUUCUCUUCCUUCAAUUACAUCAGUCGAGGCUUGUUUGAAAGAGACAAACUUACCUUCACAGCCCAGCUGGCUUUCCAGCUAUUACUAAUGAACAAAGAAAUUGAUGCCAGUGAAUUGGAUUUCCUACUCAGAUUUAAUAUUGACCACAGCUACAACAGUACUGUAGACUUUCUGUCAAAUUCAGCAUGGAGUGCCAUUAAGACUAUGAGUUUCCUUGAUGAUUUUCGUGGGCUGGACAGGGAUAUUGAGGGGUCUCCCAAACGAUGGAAAAAAGUUGUGGAAUCUGAGUGUCCAGAAAAGGAAAAGUUUCCUCAAGAGUGGAAAAGUAAAAGUUCUCUGCAGAAGUUAAUUCUGAUGCGUGCUUUGCGUCCUGACAGGAUGACUUACGCGCUCAGAAAUUUUGUUGAAGAGAAGCUUGGAACAAAAUACACUGAAGUGCGCAAAACAGAGUUUGCUAAAUCAUUCAAGGAGAGCGGCCCGGCAUUCCCAGUCUUUUUUAUUCUGUCUCCAGGAGUGGACCCAUUGAAAGAUGUUGAAUCACUUGGUAAAAAGCUUGGCUUCACCAUAGACCUUGGGAAGCUGCACAAUGUAUCUCUGGGACAAGGUCAGGAGGCUGUGGCUGAAUUAACCAUGGAAAAGGCAUCAAAAGAGGGCCACUGGGUUAUACUUCAAAAUAUUCAUUUAGUAGCAAAGUGGCUGGGCAGUCUUGAGACGCUGCUUGAGAAGUACAGUGAGGGGAGUCACCCCGACUAUCGCGUCUUCAUCAGUGCUGAACCCGCUCCCACCCCUCAGGAGCACAUCAUUCCACAAGGGAUCUUGGAGAACGCCAUCAAAAUCACCAACGAACCACCAACUGGCAUGCUGGCCAAUCUGCACGCUGCUCUGGAUAAUUUCGACCAGGAUAUUCUGGAUCAGUGCUCCAGAGAGCAGGAGUUCAAGACCAUUCUCUUCUCUCUCUGCUAUUUCCACGCCAGUGUUGCAGAACGGCGGAAAUUUGGACCCCAAGGCUGGAAUCGCAAGUACCCCUUCAACACAGGGGACCUCACAAUCUCGGUGAACGUUCUCUACAAUUACCUGGAGGCAAAUUCACAGGUACCUUGGGAGGACCUUCGAUACUUGUUUGGAGAGAUCAUGUAUGGAGGUCACAUCACUGAUGACUGGGACAGGAGGCUGUGUUGCACUUAUCUUGAGGAAUACAUGCAGCCAAACCAGUUUGACAGAAAACUAGCCUUAGCGCCUGGUUUUGUGGUCCCUUCAAACCUGGAUUACCAAGGCUACCACAGAUACAUUGACGAGAUGCUGCCUCAUGAAAGCCCAGUGCAUUAUGGACUGCACCCCAAUGCAGAGAUAGAAUUUUUAACCGUGACUUCAGACAAUCUUUUCCAUACGUUACUUGAACUGCAACCUAGAGAUUCUGUCAUUGGCGAGGGAGCUACCCAAACUGUAGAAGAAAAAGUAAAAAUGAUCCUUGAUGACAUUUUGGAGAAACUACCUGAGGAGUACAAUAUGUCUGACAUUACUUCCAAAAGUGCAGAACGCUCCCCUUAUAUUUUAGUGUGCUUUCAAGAAUGUGAAAGAAUGAACACCCUGACGCAUGAAAUAAGACGCUCACUUAAGGAACUAGAUUUGGGACUCAAGGGUGAGUUGGCAAUUUCCUCAGAGAUGGAGCAACUGCAGACAGCUCUUUUCUUUGAUAAUGUUCCUGACACCUGGACCAAGCUAGCAUAUCCAUCAACAUACAGUCUAGCACAGUGGUACAAUGAUCUCCUUCUCCGCUGCCGUGAACUAGAUACCUGGACCCAGGAUCUCUCUCUCCCCAGCGUAGUCUGGAUAUCAGGUCUAUUCAACCCCCAGUCCUUCCUCACAGCUGUAAUGCAGAGUUUGGCAAGGAAAAAUGAGUGGCCUUUGGAUAAGAUGCAUUUAACUGUGGACGUCACAAAAAAGUUUAAGGAAGAAUUUAACCAGCCAGCCAGAGAAGGGGCUUAUGUCUAUGGCUUGUACAUGGAAGGUGCCAGGUGGGACACUCAUGGUGGAAACAUAGCAGAGGCUCGUCUGAAAGACCUGACCCCGAUGAUGCCGGUAAUAUUUGUGAGGGCUAUUCCUCAUGACAGACAAGAGACGAGAAACAUUUACGAGUGCCCGGUUUACAAAACCAAACUAAGAGGUGCAACAUAUGUAUGGACUUUCUAUUUAAAAACAAAAGAAAGGCCUGCCAAAUGGGUUCUUGCUGGUGUUGCACUGCUUUUAAGUGUGUAGAAAACAUACAAAUUCAGUGUUUGUUCUAAAACUUACCCAUUUAAGCUAUUAAAGUCUGUACAGCACAUUUGAAGAAUUGUUUUUGUAAGUGAACAAAAAAACCCUAAUAGCACAAUUGGUAGUUUAUUGCAAUGUUCUGUUGUGUAAUUUGUUUUAAAGAAUGCAGACUGUAAGGUAUGAAUUAAAGUAAAAUAAAACAAACAUUCACCUAUUAAA
Molecule: messenger RNA, 13553 nt
Organism: Acipenser ruthenus (sterlet)
Lineage: Eukaryota; Metazoa; Chordata; Actinopteri; Acipenseriformes; Acipenseridae
Gene: dnah9l
Product: dynein, axonemal, heavy polypeptide 9 like
Exons: 81
Coding region: 57-13337 (4426 amino acids)
Biological process (GO): microtubule-based movement
Cellular component (GO): dynein complex
Molecular function (GO): dynein intermediate chain binding; ATP binding; dynein light intermediate chain binding
Source: RefSeq, a predicted model, not a curated record